AUGAAUAUCUUCCAGAUUUUGUUAAUAUGCUCAGUGUUCUCCUAUAUCGGAGCAGAUAUUCAGAUAUUAAUCAACCCUGUGAAUUUGCCUGAAAAUAAACUUCCUGGAACAGAGCUAAGCCGUGCUUAUGACAAAGAUGUGGCUGGGAGACCAAAUGCCUACCGCUUUUUGAAUAAGACAAAAGACUUUGUCAUCGAUGCAAAUUCAGGUGUCAUCACUUCUACAAAAAUCUUUAAUUAUGAAACAGAUCCAACCAGAUUUCUACUUAUAGUUGAUACUGGAGGAGUCAUGAGACAUGUUUUGACUAUUAAUAUAAUUGAUGUUCCAGAACCUCCAGACUGUACUAUUGACCCCCUCUUUUCUUCAGGCUCAGCUACAUUUGAAAUUGCUGAGGACUAUCCACUCUUUCAAUCCAUUUGGAAAGUGACUGUAACAGAUGAAGACAUUGCACAUGGUGACAGGCUAACAUACAAUAUCGAGACAGAGUUAUCUGGACCAAAGAGGGGAGCACAUUCCUUUGGAGUAGAUCCUGUGAAUGGUGUUAUAAGCUUAAGAGGUGAAGAUAUCUUGGAUUUUGAUGCUGGAUAUCAUUCUUUCCAGCUGACAGUGAGAGUGACAGAUACAGCAGGCUUGUUCUGUCAAGGGACAAUAAUUAUCAACAUUAUAAACAUAAAUGAUGAGGCACCUCAAUUUGAGCCAUUUCCUAUGGAUUCGAUUAAUGUGACUGAGAAGAAACCCAUUGGAGAUUUUGUAGCAAGGGUCAAAGCCACAGACCGCGAUGAAGACAGCAGCAUCAUGUAUUCCUUUAAAACCCAGCAGGAAAUGUUUGCUUUAGACCCUUUCACAGGUAUAAUCACUCUUCUUCAACCUUUGAAUCUUGACAAUCCAAGUAACUCCAGAAUCUACCAUUUGGAAAUUGAAGCCAGAGAUGAUGGCAACAACACCGGUUCAUAUAUGUUCACCGUUUUUGUGGAAAAUGUUGAUGAUCCUAUUUCCUGUAAUCCAAGUUUUUCAACAGGAGCAGGUAUUUCAGUGUCUGUUGCUGAAAACGUCCCCUCAUCUGCUUUUAUCUAUGCAAUUCUUUCAAGAGAUCCAGAUCUGGGACAAGAGGUUGAACUUUUCCAGUUAGUAAUCGCUGUGAGAAACAGGGACAGCCUGUCUCUGGCAUCAUGCGUUGGAACCAUCACUAUAAACAUCCAAAAUGUUAAUGAUGAGAGUCCUGUUCUGAUAUAUAGACCAGAGGCACCUAUAAAUAUUAAUGAAAAUCUGCCUGUUGGAACAAAGGUGGCCAAGUUCACGGCAACAGAUAGUGAUAUAGAGGAUACAGUACAUUAUGAAUUCAUAGGUACACAGAAAGAAUUUGCUAUAAAUGAAGACUUUGGAGACGUCACUAUUGCCUAUCCAUUAGACUAUGAAGAUGACACAAUACCAAAAUCUUGGGUAUUGUAUGUUAGAGUUUAUGACAAUGAGCGCACACAUUCAACAACUGGGACACUGACAGUGAUUCUGCAGGAUGUAAAUGACAACCCUCCACGAUGCUCUCAGGAAAUUUAUGUAAUUGAACUUCCAGAGAACACCCCAGUUGACACCCCUUUAGUCUCCUUAACUUGUACAGAUCAGGACGGAACUAUUCCCAAUAACAAUAUAACUUAUCAUUUGAUUAAAGACACUUUCACAAACAGAACCUUUACUCUUACAAACAGUGAAUUGAAAAUUGGACCUAUGAAUCUAGAUUAUGAUAGUACAAUUUUUGCAGGAAUGGACUUUAAACACACAUUGUUUAUAAGAGUGUCUGAUGAAGGUACUCCUGUACUUUCAACCAUCAUUAGAAUCAUAUUAAGAGUGAGCCGUAUAAAUGAACACAAGCCUAUUGGGACAGUGAUGGCAUUUACCUUCAGUGUAUUUGAAAACAGUCCAAUUGAUACACUAGUUGGAAAAAUUACGUUUAUAGAUGAAGACUGGCCAUUUAACAAUGUACACUAUGCCAUUGUUGGAGGCAACUUUGGAAUACCUCCCAAAUUCUACAUUGAAUCAGAUACAGGGAUGAUAAAGCUGUUGAAUUCGUUGGACAGGGAAGUGGCUUCUCAGUAUAAUAUAUCUGUGAGAGUCAUAGACAUGGGAAAUGAUCUGCUCCCUGACCCUCUCAGGCAGAGAAGCACUACUGCUCAGGUGACCAUCCAUGUUCUGAAUGUGAAUGACGAGCCUCCAGUCUGCACACCACCACAUGUAGAGACUCAGAUUUAUGCCACCUUUAGGGGGCCUAUCAUUCCCCUCAGGUGUUCAGACAAGGAUUCUCCACAGGAUCACUUAAGCUAUUUAAUCACAGGAGGAAACACAAACAACCAGUUCACACUUUGGAGAGAAGGUGCUGAGUCUCCAUUUCUGGCCACCAGGCAAGAUUUCCAGUAUGAUCUAUUAGAAGGAGCACAAGAUGUAAUGACCUUCCAGUUACUUAUUGAAGUCACUGAUGAAUUGGGUGGGAAUGCAGCUAGUCAGCUGACAGCCACUACUAUGGUCAUAAUUCAUGUGCUUCCCUGGACUACAAUACAGCCAACUACUUCUACAAAACCAGCUACAACUACUAUUACUACCUCUGUCUUAAGGAAGAUCUCAUACUACUGGAGGCCUGACAGCUGGUUUUCAGCAGUGCUCACGCUAGCAGGAGUUCUCUUUAUGUUGUGCCUUUAUGCAGUUGCAUGGUGCCUCUUCAAAGAUGUUCCUGCCUGCUCAAGACUAUUUCCUCACUGUCACAGGCAGAAAAGUCAACCAAAUUUGACUGUACCAGAUGAAAAGGAUGCUGCACAGGUACUAAGUGACAGAAACACAGUAUCUACUGGACAGCCCAACAAGGAAACGAAAAGAAAAUUAUUUAAACUGUAG
Apodemus sylvaticus (European woodmouse) is the source of this 2880-nucleotide messenger RNA. RefSeq names its product cadherin-related family member 3-like. Gene Ontology annotation, cellular component: plasma membrane. Lineage: Eukaryota; Metazoa; Chordata; Mammalia; Rodentia; Muridae. Gene Ontology annotation, biological process: homophilic cell-cell adhesion. Gene Ontology annotation, molecular function: calcium ion binding. The transcript has 21 exons. The record is from RefSeq and is a predicted model, not a curated record. The coding region runs from base 1 to 2880 and encodes 959 amino acids.